Cuscuta campestris is the source of this 1027-nucleotide messenger RNA. Lineage: Eukaryota; Viridiplantae; Streptophyta; Magnoliopsida; Solanales; Convolvulaceae. The record is from the annotation of a GenBank genome assembly.
CACUAUAGUAUUAGUGAGUACGUUCUCGUCUACAGGUAAUUUGAAUCCAUUUUACUAUACGUAUUUUGGCUGGUGAUAAUUACCUUUCCAUCAUUGGUCAGGUUUCAGAGACUAUAUAUAUCAUGAUUAUGGAAAGAUUAUCUCACAUUCUCACAUUAUGGAAGGAACUUCUCGAACACUUCCUUACACCAUAAGAUUCGUUGGUCUACUUGGCAGUCAUUCUCUUGGUAGAAAUUCAAAGUUUAUGGCUACUGCAGUAGAUUUAGGAAGGGAAUUUAUAAGGCGAAAGAUUAAACUUGCCUAUGGAGGAGAUAGUGUGGGCCUUCAAGGAGCUGUUGCUUCAACAGUCUUUACCAAUGGUGGUCUCGUUAGAGGUUUCAUUCCUGGGUACAUAGCAACACGACGGGUCUACGGACCUACGUACGCGUACGGUGUAGAGCAUACAGUUUCCAGCAACUAUUACAAAUAUUUUGAGAUGAAUCAUGCCGUGGAAGCUUUCAUCAUUCUUCCCGGAGGAGUUGACACUAUGGAAGGUUUGUUCACCUUGAUCUCGUGGGCUUCUAAAGGGUUACACAAUAGACCCAUUGGUCUCUUGAACAUUGACGGUUAUUUCAAUAACCUAAUCAAGUUUCUAGAUGAUGCGGAAGAUAAUGGAAUUGGGCCUAUGGAACAAAAGCAAUGGGAGAAGAAUGAAGUUAGAACCAAGCCCAAAGUUGUAUUUGAUCCACCACCCUUUUGACCCAACCAAAUUAUUGAAGCAAGCAAAUAAAUAAAAGAGGAAGAAAAAGAAAGAACCGUAGAAGAGGAAGCAAACCAGCGCAGAAGAGAGCAGACUCCAAACGGAAGGCGCAAGAAACAGAGUCCUUCCCCAAAUCCAACGCAAAUUCCAAGAAUCCUACUCCAAAUUGAAGAUUCCAAACUUCACAAUUAUAAAAGGAGACAAAAGCCACAAGAAAAAUCAUCUCCUUCAACCCCAACUCUAGAGGGAGAUCGNAUGUUUAAGUUAUAAUAUAAGUGAUGAAUUGUU